AUGGCAAAAGGGCACAAUGUUGCUGCUGAGGGCCCCAAACGCGGGGGCCCCAACAGCAGCCACAGGGGCCCCUGGAGGCCCCUAGGGGCCCCUAAGGGCAGCCGAGGGCCCCACAAAAAGGGCCAGCAGCAGCAGCAGCACCUGCAGCAGCAGCAGCUGCAGCAACAGCAGAGGAAGAGGAAGGCGCAGCAAGAGCGCAGCAGUGGCGGCGACAGCAGCGCUGAAGACGAGUUCCCAACAGGCUCAGCAGGAGGAACAGCAGCAGCAGCAGCAACAACAGCAGACAGCUGCAGCAGCAGCAGCAGUGGGGUUACUUCAGCUGACAGCAGCGAGGAGCUGCGCUGCAGCAGCGACAGCGAAAUAGAAAGUGAAGACGCUGGGGUUUAUGAAGAAGACCUGGAGGGGCCCCGGGGGGGCCCCCUGGGGGCCCCCAGGGGGGGCCCCCUGGGGGCCCCCCAAGAUGGGUUUCAAGAGGCCUUGGGGAAGCAGCUGAAGCAAAACCAUCCGGAGUUUUUGGAUUUUGUUUUAGCUGCUUCUGAGAAGGGCCACGGGGAGGGCAACAGCAGCAGCGGCAGCAGCAGCAGCGGGGAGGAGUCUGCUGCAGCAGCAGAGAGCAACGACGAGGCUCAGGACGCCCCGCGGCAGCAGCAGCGGGAGCAGCAGCGGCAGCAGCAGCAGCAGCAGCAGAAAAGAAUGCUGACGCAAGAACGGUUUCUGGGCAUCUGCAAGGCAGUGGGCAUAGACCCUCUCAGUAAGCCGGCAGCAGCAGCAACGCAGCAACAGCAGCAGCAGCAGCAGCAGCAGCUGGGGACCCUUCGGGGGGCCAAGCUGCUGCUGGAGGCGCUGCACUCCGCCGUGCUGCAGCUGGCGCCGAAGCAGCAGAACACAACAGCAGCAGGAGCAGCAGCAAUAGCAGCAGCAGCAAAUGCAGGGGAGCGCAGCAAAUUCAAAGCUGCGAAGCAGCUGCAGGUGGACGAGGACGGCGCGGUGCAGCAGCAGCAGCAAAGCAAAGCGGCCCUCAAGCAGCUGAAGCAGCAGCAGCAGCAGCAGAAGCAGCGCAAGGCCGGAACCUUAUUUGUUCUGCCAGAUGCAGAAACUUGUUCAUUUGUAAUUCUUGCUGUUGUGCGAGCAGCAGAUCAUUUGUUUACGGGCCUUUCUUGCCGCAGCAGCAGCAGCAGCAGCGCAGCAGCAGCAGCAGCUGCUGCUGCUGCUGCGCCUGAGGUGACCGGCAGCUUGCGCUGGCUGGUGAAAGGCUUCUGGGGGGACAUAACCCAUUUGCUUCUGACGAUGCGGCAGGCAGGAGCAGCAGCAGCAGCAGCAGGCAGCAGGGAACUGGUGCUGCAGCUGCUGCUGGCCAUCAGCAGCAAACAGCUGCUGCGGUGGGGCCUCGCGCAGGAAGCAGCAGCACGGCGGCUGCUGCAGGUGGUUUGCCGCUGCUGGGCCUUUUCGCAGGAGCCGCAGCAGCAGCUAGCAGCAUUUGCUGUGCUGCGGAGCACGCUGCUGCUGCAGCAGCAGCAGCAGCCAGCAGGUGCAGCGCAGGGCACUGCGAAGGGUCGGAAGGGCGGCGGGGGCGCAGCAGCAGCAGCAGCAGCUGUUGCUGCGGAGCUGAAGGAGCAGCAGCUGCUGCAGCAGCUGCUGCGGUCCUACCAAAGAGCUGCAGCAAGGCUGGGGCUGCGGCGAACUUGGAGAGCAGCAAAUCGCAUGCAGCUGCUGCUGAAUGAAAUGAAAGAGCUGCUGUCUUUAGCAGCAGCUUCUACAGCUUACAGAGUUGCCUACCAGUCCAUUCGAGAGUUGGCUCUGACGGUCCGCAGCGCCGUGGCAGCAGGAGGCGCAGCAGCCCCUGCUGCAGCAAGUAGCAGCAGCAGCAGCAGCAGCAGCAGCAAGAAGGGGGGGGCCAGAAGCAAAGCAGCACACCGCAAAAGACACCGGCAGCAGCAAGUGCAUGCGCUGCUGUUCAGCUGGUCUUUUGUGCAGAGCUGCGGGUUGUGGGGAAGUUCCAUUUUGCUGCAGCAGGGGCGGUUGCUGCCGCUGCUGCUGCCUCUCGUGUCCGUUGCUGCUGCUGCAGUCAAGCAGCAGCAGCAGCAGCUCGCCAGCGCCCCCUUUUGCCUCAACCUCCUGGACAUUCUUGCAAAGGCAGGAGCAGCAGCAGAUGCUCUUGUGCCCGUUGCUUCUUCUCUCGCUGCUGUGCUGCAGCUGCUGCUGCAGCAGCACGCAGCAGUCUGCAGGCGCGGCAGCAGCGCCGCUGCAGCAGCAGCAGCAGCGCCGCAGCACAACAAAAGGAAGAGACCAGCAGCAAAGACUGACGCUGCUGCACCGCAGCAGCUCAAGUUGCAGCUUGCUGCUACGGCGCAUGCAGAGACUUGCCUCAAGAUUGACCAUGCGGAGCAGAACUCCAUCCACGCGCUGGAGUCACUCGUGGACUUCGGCACUUACGUGCUGGCGGGCCACUUGGCGCAGCUUGCUGCGCAUCCUGCGCUGCCGGAGUUGCUGCUGCCAAUUUUGUCUUCUUUGAAGCAAAUUACGAAGAAAUGUGCCCACUUCGGGGCAGCCAAGAAGCUGCAGCAGCUCUCUUCAGCAGCAGCAGCAAGCGCAGAAACAGUAAAGAGGCUGCGGCUGUCUCUCACUGAUUUGCCCGUCGGUCGAGUUGCUGUUCUUCCAAUAGAGAAGGAGCGGCAGCAGCUGCCCAUUUUGGCCUUCUACGAAAGACUAGUUAAGGAGAGGCAGCAGGCGAUGGCCGAUGGCAUUAAAGAUGAAGCAGCAGCAGCAGAACACCGCAAGAAGAAGGCAAUUGAAGAAACCCUAACUGCGAAGCAGCUGAAGAGACGCAGACAAAAGGAGAAGAAGAGGGCAGAGCUGGAGCAGCAGCAGCAGCAGCAGCAAGAGCAGCAGCAGCAGCAGCAACAGCAGACUGACCACGAGGGCCCCAGAAAGAAACGAAAGGAGACAAGCAACGCACUGGAGACAAAGACGCAGGCAGCAGCAGUAGCUGCAGCAGAGGAUGCCCUGGAGGCGUUCGACAGCGACUUCAGCGACGAGUGA
Molecule: messenger RNA, 3039 nt
Organism: Eimeria tenella
Lineage: Eukaryota; Apicomplexa; Conoidasida; Eucoccidiorida; Eimeriidae
Exons: 7
Coding region: 1-3039 (1012 amino acids)
Biological process (GO): ribosomal large subunit biogenesis
Cellular component (GO): Noc2p-Noc3p complex; nucleolus; nucleoplasm
Source: RefSeq, a predicted model, not a curated record